This is a messenger RNA of Amaranthus tricolor (Joseph's coat), 378 nucleotides long. RefSeq lists its product as uncharacterized. The record is from RefSeq and is a predicted model, not a curated record. Lineage: Eukaryota; Viridiplantae; Streptophyta; Magnoliopsida; Caryophyllales; Amaranthaceae. The transcript is spliced from 2 exons. The coding region runs from base 1 to 378 and encodes 125 amino acids.
AUGAGGGAUACAUUCAUGUGUUUUAUUUCUAGUAGUAAGGAGAAAACCAAAUUGAGUCUCGAUGAAACCCUGAUUGUAUGUGAAUACCCUAAUGUUUAUCUUAAUGAUUUACCUGGUUUACUCCCGAGGAGAGUUGCUGAUUUCAAUAUUGAUCUGAUUUCCGAUGUUAUCUCUAUGUCCAAGACUCUAUACCAUUUUAUCCUAGUCGAGUUAACUAAAUCAAAGAAGGUAACAAAUACGCCAACAAUGUUUAUGGAUUUGAUGCAGAGAUACAUUCGUCCUUAUUUGGAUAAGUUUAUAGUUUUUAAUGAAAUUUUGGUAUAUUCGAGAAACAUGGAGGAAUAUGAGAAACAUUUGAGGAUUAUGCUAAAACUUUAA